AUGGAGAAGAAGAACUUCACCACCCCAGUGACAGAAUUUGUCCUCAUGGGCCUCACUCAGAGACCUGAGCUGCAGCCGUUCCUUUAUGUGACUUUCUUAAUAGUCUACAUAAACACCUGGCUGGGAAACUUCAUCAUCAUCACCACUGUGAUCUCUGACUACCAGCUCCACACCUCCAUGUAUAUCCUGCUGGCCAACUUGGCUUUCCUAGACAUCAGCGAAUCAUCAGUCAGUACUCCAAAAUUACUCUCAGAUCUCCUCUCACAGCAUAAAACCAUCUCAUUCAAUGAGUGCAUCCUUCAGAUGUUUUUCUUCCACUUCUUUGCUGGCGCUAUGGGGUUUUGCCUUGUGGGGAUGGCGGUCGAUCGGUACAUGGCCAUCUAUAAACCACUGCAGUACUUGACUAUCAUGAACCAGGGUGUAUGCAUGAGGAUAGUGGCAUUGGCAUGGCUGGUUGGAUUGGCUCACUCUGCUCUUCAGACUGGACUGCUCCUCCAGUUACCGUUCUGUGGUCCAAACAUCCUGGACAAUUUCUACUGUGAUGUCCCACAAGUCAUCAAACUGGCCUGCACCGACACUCACUUGGCUGAAAUGCAGAUGAACUUCAACAGUGGGGUACUGAUCAUAAUAAUGUUCAUCAUUCUGCUUAUUUCUUACACCGCCAUCUUAAUCAAGAUCAGGACACAUGUCACGGAAGGGAAACGCAAGGCUCUGUCCACCUGUGGAACCCAGAUCACUGUGAUGUGUUUGCAAUUCAUACCCAGCAUCUUCAUCUAUGCCUGGCCCGUCAAGCAGUUCACCCUGCAUAAGGUGGUCUCAGUCAUUUACUCUGUAAUCACCCCAAUGCUGAACCCGAUGGUCUACACCCUGAGAAAUGCCGAGAUGAAGAAGGCCAUCAGGAGACUAUUGAACAAAAUGCUGUUCUCACGGAGGGAAAGACAGACAUAG
Molecule: messenger RNA, 948 nt
Organism: Trachemys scripta elegans
Lineage: Eukaryota; Metazoa; Chordata; Testudines; Emydidae
Product: olfactory receptor 4D1-like
Exons: 1
Coding region: 1-948 (315 amino acids)
Biological process (GO): G protein-coupled receptor signaling pathway
Cellular component (GO): membrane
Molecular function (GO): G protein-coupled receptor activity; olfactory receptor activity
Source: RefSeq, a predicted model, not a curated record